AUGGUGCAAGGCCACUAUCCUCAUCCCGAGGGAAAACAUCCGCUUCCCUACCCCUUAGCGUCCACAAUUCCCGCCGGACCGCCCGACCAAGCAGAGCAGCCAUACCGGUCGCGCCUCGGAGCCGUGGUGAAACCCGGAGAUAUCGCAACCAAAGACCCAUAUGCCGCGCUCAAGCACUUCAACACCGUAUUCCUAAUCGACGACUCCGCCUCCAUGGAACCAUACUGGGGCGAGGUCGGCGCCCUCCUCAGCAAGAUCGCCCCAAUCUGCACUGAAUACGACCCGAACGGCAUCGACAUCGAGUUCCUCAACCACCGCGCCCGCGCCCGCAGCUUCUGGCCCACGACCUGGAGGGGCUACAGGAAUAUUGGAAUCGCCAACGGCGUGCCGGAAAUGCGCGAUAAUGUCUUGGGCAUCUAUCGCGGCGUCAAGCCCAAGGGGAAGGGUUGGAUGGAUUCGUGCUUGGGGGAUAUUCUGGGCAACUCUUUCUAUAAUUAUGUCUUCAUUGAUUAUGGGAAGCAAAACCUCCCACCGCUUAAUCUGAUUGUCAUUGCGGCCGGUUUCUCGGAGGAUGAUCCGCGCAAAUCGCUGGUGGAGACCGCGAGGAGGCUUGACAUUCACAAGGCACCCCUUCAUCAAGUCGGGGUACAGUUUUUCUUGGUUGGAAAUCAAAGUAGCAUCCACAAAGGUGUCAACAGGAUUCCGUAUAUCGAUGACCAACUGUUUCUAGAUGAAGGCGUGAGGGACAUUGCAGAUACGGUGACCUGGACUGGAAAGAAGCCGGGGGAGCUAGGUACUUUCGGCGAAUGA
Messenger RNA from Anthostomella pinea, 810 nucleotides. Lineage: Eukaryota; Fungi; Ascomycota; Sordariomycetes; Xylariales; Xylariaceae. The record is from the annotation of a GenBank genome assembly.